AUGAUUCGGUCCUCUGUGCUUUCCGUACUGGCAUUGAGCUCUGUGGCCCUUGCCAGUCAAGACGAUUUUCAAACAAAAUGCUCUCAAUUUCAAGAUAAGAUUAAUCUACCUCAUGUGAAGGUGAACUUCGCCGAAUAUAUUCCAGGGGGAACCAAUUUGUCCCUUCCGGACAAUGCUCCUAGCUGUGACGCGUCGAGCCAAGAAGUCUCUGUGGAUCUUUGUCGCGUCGCAAUGGCUGUCGAUACAUCCAAUAGCAGUCAAAUUACCCUGGAGGCUUGGUUCCCGCGCGAGUACAAGGGUCGUUUCUUGAGUACCGGAAACGGAGGUCUAUCUGGCUGCAUCCAAUACUAUGAUCUUGCCUACGCUGCACAAUUCGGUUUUGCCACGGUCGGAGCCAACAAUGGGCACAAUGGAACAUCAGGAAAACCUUUCUACCACCAUCCAGAAGUGAUCAAGGACUUCGCCUACAGAUCUAUUCACACGGGUGUUGUGAUCGGCAAAGAGCUUACCAAAAUGUUCUACGACGAAGGUUUCAACAAAAGCUACUACUUAGGAUGCUCCACUGGCGGAAGGCAAGGAUGGAAGUCGGUCCAGAAAUACCCCAAUGACUUUGAUGGUGUCGUUGCUGGAUCUCCAGCUAUCAACUUUGUUAACCUGCUUUCCUGGAGUGCUCACUUUUAUCCCAUCACUGGAUCUCCGUCCUCCGAAACAUUCCUUACCACUGCAGACUGGCAGAUCGUUCAUGACGAGAUCCUGCGACAGUGCGAUACAAUCGAUGGAGCCAAGGACAACAUCAUCGAGGAUCCAGAUCUCUGCAAUCCUAUCCUUGACACCUUGAUUUGCCCUCGCAACGCAACAAAGUCCAGCAAGUGCCUUAGCGGUGCCCAGGUCCGCGCAGCCGACCAGGUUCUAUCCCCGCUAUACGGCGUGAACGGCGAAUUGCUUUACCGAAGAAUGCAGCCUGGAUCCGAGGUUUUAGCUGCCCCUAUCAUGUACACCGGUCAGCCCUUCGAGUACAGUCUGGAUUGGUUCCGCUACGUUGUCUAUAAUGACCCAUCUUGGAGCGGCAAUUUCACUGUUAAAGACGCCGCAGCUGCCUUAGCUCAGAACCCAUACAACAUCCAGACAUGGGAUGGCGAUCUCACCCCUUUCCAGCAAACUGGUGGCAAGGUGCUUCAUUACCACGGCAUGAUGGAUCAACUUAUUAGUUCCGAAGACUCCAAAGAGUACUACUCCCAUGUUGCCGAGACAAUGAAUCUCCCGCCCCAGGACCUGGACGAGUUCUAUCGUUUUUUCACCAUCAGUGGUAUGGCGCAUUGUGGUGAUGGAAACGGAGCCUACGGUAUUGGCCAAGGUGUUGAUACAUAUGCCAGCAGUGAGCCUGAUAGCAACGUUCUCAUGGCUAUGGUCAAGUGGGUCGAGGAAGGAGUCGCCCCUGAACAUGUUCGUGGUGCGAAGUUCGAGGAUGGGUCAGGUACUCCUGUGGAAUAUUGGCGUAAACAUUGUAAAUGGCCCAAGCAUAAUGUUUUCAAGGGCCCUGGAAACUAUACAGACGAGAACUCAUGGGAGUGUGUUUGA
Molecule: messenger RNA, 1578 nt
Organism: Penicillium angulare
Lineage: Eukaryota; Fungi; Ascomycota; Eurotiomycetes; Eurotiales; Aspergillaceae
Gene: faeB-2
Product: putative feruloyl esterase
Exons: 2
Coding region: 1-1578 (525 amino acids)
Source: RefSeq, a predicted model, not a curated record